UUGUUAGAAACAACUGUCGCAUCACACCAGCAUGCGGCGGCCGAUGCAUGAGAAACUUGAGGGGAUUUUAAAGAUUGUCGUUUGCAUACUCCGAUUACGAAGCAUGACACCACAUCGUUACAAUAUAUGAAUGAUAUUAUAUAAGGACAGAUGAACAAAAUUGGACAACAGACCAUCGAGCAGAAUUUGAUCCCAUUCAACAGGAAGAACCAUUCACAAUAAGCAGACCUUCUCAUGUCGAGCCACAUAAAGAACGUUCUCAUCCUCGGAGCAUCCGGCUCGGUCGGCGCACCCAUCCUCAACGCACUCCUCACCGAACCCUCCUUCAACGUCACCAUCGUCAGCCGCGCAUCAUCAUCAGCCUCUUUCCCGUCCGAUAUCCCAGUCAUCAAGAUCUCGGACGCCUUCACAACCGAAGAACUUACCGAAGCUUUCAGGGGACAGGAGGCAGUCGUAGUUGCACUUACCACUGGCUCUGUUAUCUCAGGCAAAAAGGAUGGUCUAGCGUUUCGACUCAUCGACGCUGCGCUCGCAGCAGACGUAAGACGCUUCAUCCCUAGCGAGUUUGGCGCGAACAACCUCGACCCCCGGGCUCGUGCACUUGUCCCUACCUACGACCGCAAGGGCGAGAUGUUGGAGUAUCUUAUGAAGGCAUGCGAAAACAGCCAAGGCAAGCUGACGUGGAGCAGCAUCUGUUGCGGAAGUUGGCUAGACUGGGCACUCGAUCCUGCAAAGUCCGGCAACUUCCUCAGUAUCGAUGUGAAAGGGAGGAAGGCAACAGUAUACGACUCUGGGACGAGGCGCUUCGCUAUCACAAGCAGCAAGAAUACAGGGCUGGCAGUUGCGAAAGCUUUACUUGACCCAGCCAUGACAGCGAACAAGCAGAUAUUCUUGUGUGACUUUUCGGCUAGCACGAGACAGAUUGUAAGCGCGCUAGAAGCGGAGACGAAGACCAGAUUUCUUGUUGAGGAGAAGCAGAGUAGUCCGGAUAUCAAAAGGUUUCGAGAUCAGUUCGAUGCUGGAGACCUGAGUGCAACAUUUCCUUUGCUAGCUAUCAGUUUCGGUGCUGACGUGGAUGUCGGGUAUGACUUCGAGGCUGAGCAAGAGGUAUGGAACAGGAAGCUGGAUCUACCCAAGGUGACUCUUGAGGAAAUAGUUCACGACGCUGUAGAGUUAGCGGCACGCUCUUAGGACGUUAGACACAUGAUGGCCUUGGUAGCUGUGCUAAAUUAACCAUUUUCGAGCACACGCUCGUUGCAGCCCUAUGAGGACUUGGAACAUUCAUGCAAAGGUAAUUGGAAAGAGGGUAACUUGGUCUCGUUUUCACA
Alternaria alternata is the source of this 1328-nucleotide messenger RNA. Its product is annotated as NAD(P)-binding protein. NCBI's taxonomy places the organism in Eukaryota, Fungi, Ascomycota, Dothideomycetes, Pleosporales, Pleosporaceae. Gene Ontology annotation, molecular function: oxidoreductase activity. The coding region runs from base 235 to 1191 and encodes 318 amino acids. The record is from RefSeq and is a predicted model, not a curated record. The transcript has a single exon.